UCCGCGCGAGUCGACGCUCCCGCCAAAUUUGAAUAUCGAACUGACGCGACUUGACUUUUUAAUUUUUACUUUUUAUUUGGAUGCGCGUUUAUCGGCCAGUGUUGUUUGUGUCGAUUCGUUUUUAGUGUUGUGAAUGAUGUGAUCGAAACAUUUGUGCCAGAAAUAGAAACGAGAAACUUUAUUCAGGAUUUGUGAGUUUCACGUUAUGGGAAAUUUUGACAGGAGUAUAACCGGCACGAUUUUCAAAAUGGAAGUGACAACAUGGCUAUCCUUAGCGAUAGCCGUUCUCACAUUCGCAACACCAGCCACGACACACGAGCCCCGUGUAGUGUGCUACUACACAAACUGGUCCGUCUACCGGCCCGGCACGGCGCGGUUCAACCCCCAGAACAUCAACCCCUACCUCUGCACACAUCUUAUCUACGCCUUCGGAGGUUUCACUAAGGAUAACACGCUGAAACCGUUCGACAAGUACCAGGAUAUUGAAAAAGGUGGCUACGCCAAGUUCACGGGUCUGAAGACAUACAACAAAAACUUGAAAACCAUGCUGGCUAUCGGCGGUUGGAAUGAGGGUUCGACUCGUUUCUCUCCCAUGGUCGCUUCGAAGGCAGCUCGGAAGGAGUUCGUACGGAACGCUAUCAAGUUCCUCAGACAAAACCACUUCGACGGCCUGGACCUGGAUUGGGAGUACCCCGCCUUCCGCGACGGAGGCAAGCCCAAAGACAGAGAGAACUACGCCAAGCUCGUCAAGGAACUGCGGGAAGAGUUCGAACGAGAGAGCGAGAAGACAGGAAAGCCUCGCCUCCUGCUCACAAUGGCUGUGCCUGCUGGCAUCGAGUACAUUCAGAAAGGAUUCGAUGUGAAGACGUUGAACCAAUACCUGGACUGGAUGAACCUGCUGACAUACGACUACCACUCCGCCUUCGAGCCCGCCGUCAACCACCACGCCCCUCUGUUCCCCCUGGAGGAGCCCAACGAGUACAGCGUUGACAACGAACUCAAUAUCGACUACACGAUCAAAUUCUACCUUGAAAAUGGCGCCGACCGCGACAAGCUGGUGCUCGGUAUACCGACGUAUGGCCGCUCGUACACACUCUUCAACCCUGAUGCCACGGAGAUUGGAGCACCGGCUGACGGCCCUGGUGAACAGGGCGAUGCGACUAGGGAGAAGGGAUAUCUGGCUUAUUAUGAGAUCUGCGAAGCUCUAAAGCCCAAAAAGACGAAGCGCGCAAUCAGCUCAGACGAAGAGGACUCUGACGAUGAAGAAUCAUCCACCGAAGAGGACGAGCCGUGGACCGUGAUGUACCCUAACAAGGACGCUAUGGGACCCGUGGCGUAUAAGGGCAACCAGUGGGUGGGGUACGAUGACAUUGAUAUCGUUCAGAAGAAGGCGGAAUAUGUGGCGGAGAAUGGACUAGGAGGUAUUAUGUUCUGGUCAAUCGACAACGAUGACUUCCGCGGAACCUGUCACGCGAAGCCCUACCCACUAAUCGAAGCUGCCAAGGAAGCCUAUAUUGCCAAAGUAGGAUCGACGGAUAACUCCGUGGUAUCUGAGCGACCUAAGCUUUCGAGCUCGAGCAACAGAAGGCGACCAAGACCCAAAGCCUCCACUACCACCACAACCACCGCCAAACCCGCCUCGGCUGCUAAGGCUAAGAACAACAACAGGAAGAGCGUUGCGACCUCAGUCAAGAACACUACACCCACAUGGAACAUCGUCACCCCUGAGCCACCCACCACCCCUGACCCAGGAGCAGAUUUCAAGUGCACGGAUGAAGGCUUCUUCCAGCAUCCUCGUGACUGCAAAAAGUACUUCUGGUGUCUCGACUCCGGCCCAUCCAACCUCGGCAUUGUGGCCCAUCAAUUUACUUGCCCGUCUGGUCUCUUCUUCAACAAAGCCGCAGAUUCCUGUGAUUUUGCCCGCAACGUGCUCUGCAAGAAACCUACCACCACUACUAAAGCCCCUACCACCAAAGCUGCCACCACUGAAGCCACCACCACCACUAGAAAACCUAUCAAGCUGAGCACUAAGAGCUCCGUGCUGUUUAGAACUACUACUACAACGACAACCACACCAGAACCUGAGGAGGAAUACGAGGAAGAUGUAGAAGAAGAUUCCGUCGACGUGGACGCAGAAGACCCCAAGGUCAUCAAGGAACUAAUCGAUCUCAUCAAGAAAGUUGGUGGUGUGGAACAGCUAGAGAAGCAGCUUCACUUGUCAGAAUCAAGUGGCAGUUCUAUCACGACAACGCCCUCUACUUUCAACAAGAACUUGUACAAAAAGGUGCUCGAGAGGACCAUCGCCAGGACCAAGCAAGGAGGUAACAGCAUUUUUGAAAAAGCGGCCCAAAACCGACAGAGAGGACCACAAAACGCAGGGCUAGAAGCAUCUGCUGACAAGGACAAACUGCUACGAAAGGACAGACCACAAUACACUACAAUCAACCGCGCCCGUUCCGCUACGACCCCAGAACCCGUGGAGGAAUCUGAAUCCGACGAAGAAAUUGAAGUAAGGCCUAAUCGCGGACGAACCGUCGAGUCUGAAGCCGGCAGUGGAACAACAGCACGUCCUCUGCAAUAUGUGAACAUCAGGAGAGCACGCCCUAGUGCUACGUCGGAUACUGCUGAUGAUACAGCGUCAAGGAACGCACUUUUUGAACGUCCAGCUUCAUUCGUGACAGUCGCAGAAACUCCUGAAUCGCUGGACAUUCAAAGUGCAAGGCGAGAGAAUAUUCCCGAAUAUGUCACUAUCAGGAGACAACGUCCUACUACUGAGGAAGCCACUACUGUCCAGUAUCCAAGCACAUUACGAGAGGAAGAUUCACAAGAAACAAUUUUGGAAAAAGAAAUCUCGUCUCCGCCGUCUCAAGCGCAGCCCCAGUACACGUCCAUAGUGAGAGCUCGGUCCACCACCUCCCCUCCCCUGGAAGAGCCCGAGAGUCCCGAACCCACCACCAUCCUCUCUGUUCAAUUAUCGUCCUUACUCAACUCUCCCGAGGAGACCCCCGAGCCUGAAGCCCCGACGACGGUCGUGACGGAUCCUCCCACGACGACAACGACGAGCACGACGGCGGCGCCCGCGCCCACCCGCCGCACCAUCCUCCGCCGCCGCGGCUCCACCACCACCACCACCUCCACCGUCGCCCCCUCCACCACCCAGACCGCAAAAUCCCGGCAGCCGUUCCUGCGCCGCACGAAAGCCACGGCCCCUCCAGACACCACGGACACAGACUCCGUCACCGAAUCCAUAGACAACGAGACCACCACAAACAAGUACACUCGACGGGGCAACUCCAAAUUCAAGACCCGAAAAGAACUCGCGAAGAAAAACGAAAUUGAAAAUGGAACGCGACGGCCAUCUUUGAGCGCGGCCGCGGUGCGCAGUGAGCGCCCGCGCACCUUCGUGCGCCGGCGGCUUGGAGGGGCGAACGCUACUUCAACGACACCAGCCCCAUCAUCACAAGCAUCACCAUCAUCAUCAUCAGCGUCCUCGUCUGCAACCACUACCGCCACCCCAACGUCACGAAGACCAUUCCGCAUCGCCAGCCGCCGACGCCCGUCAAUUGUGACUACUAAGUCGUCGCUCUCGACUACGUCGACCACGCAAGCCUCGACAGUGGGCCUAGCAAGUGAAGAGUCGCUACAGGAUAUUGGAGAUACUGAUUCGAUCGAAGAUCCAGCACUCGCUCCAAGAUACGUUCCAAAAACGACAGUGAAAAUCCAAAGACGACCGCUCGUCAAUCUCAAAGAUGAAGCGAGAGACCAGAAUCCUUCCGCGACCAACGAACAAGAACCAAAGAGACACAGUAAGAAAUACAGCGCCAGUAUCAAGCAAAAUCAGCUAGACGAGCUGAAGAAAUCCAAGAGCCAAGAAGAUUUUAGUGACACGACUACUUUGAGCUCGACUACGGUUGAAGAUAACAGCGCAGAAACAGCAGUAGCCAUAGCAGCCCACCAACUCCUAGCCGCUCCCAUCCCCAAUCUCCCCAGUUACGACGACGAACAACCCACCAAGAAAACCACACGGACUCAAACCGCUGACUACUCCUACACCCCGCAGUACACCGACUUCACCGAGCCCAAGACCAUUUACUCAGAAGAAUUCAGCACUCCCAAUUAUGAGUCCACUUCUCUGCGAAACAAGGAUUAUACAACAGGAGCGUUUGAAUCGACGACUGGCUACGCUAAGACUACUUACAACCCCCCUAAUACUAGCCCAGUGUUUCUAUCCACUGUAUCAAGAUCUCCAUCCACACCAUCAAUACUAAACCAGGGUGUGACAGGAGGCCAGAACCUCGGGCCGUCUACGGCGAGGUACUUGGGUGGGAACGAUAAGUAUGUGGGCGUGCCGGUGGAAGAGUUUGGGUACUCGACGUCGGGGUAUAAUGGACAAGAGCCAUCGUACUUCACUAGGGAAUAUUUGCUGGAGUCACCGGUUACCAAGACUUAUGAUGACGAAUACCAAUACCUCUCCCCCAUCACAACGCCUCAAACGACCAGGCAACCAGCAACGCGCAAGACGGUCUACCGCAAGAUCUCCACCACGCUCCCGCCGACCCCCGCCCCCGCCACCACGCCCAAGCCCCGCCGCGUGCCCUCCAAGAAGUUCCAGAAACCCUUCGAGAAGAUACAGAAGGACGUACCGAACAGGACGUACAGGCCGAUUGAUAAUUAUGAUUAUUAUGAUGAUGGGGCGGAGCGGAUGGCGGAGAAGUAUGAGGAGGGAACGAAGGUCGUGGUGCAUGGGAAAGGAACAAUAGAAUGCCUGGACAUCGGCAACUUCCCGCACCCGUCGUCGUGCAAGAAGUUCAUCUCGUGCGCCCGCAUAGAGAACGGCUCACUGCUCGGCUGGGAGUACAUCUGUCCUAAAGGGCUCAGCUUCGACCCUGUGGGGGGCAUCUGUAACUGGUCCGCGGGGCUGGGGUGCGAUGAGAAGGAUAUUUAAAAGGGGGAGGAGUUUGGAGAAGAUAUGAAGGCGUGGCGGGAGCUCGUGUAGGCCCUUUGCACCUCUGGGGUGCCUUAGGACUACAACAAUACGUUUGGGGGAUUAGCGACUGGCUGGAAGUAUUUUUGGUAAGAUUGUAUUUAACUUGCAAUAGACAAGUACCUAUCUCAGUAGGUGUGUUAGUACCGGUCAAAUCUUGCAAGUAAAAUUUUACCCACUUCACGAUCUCAUAAAAUUUACAGUUAGAAAUUGGGUGAUAAGUCAACAUUAUGGUACCUACCAUAUGCUACCAUUGAGUUAUAUAUACAGUAGGUGGUCGUUGAAACUUUGUUAACAACUAAUUAAUGAAUCUACGGUUGUACUCAUGUCAUUAUAUCGCUACUGCUGAGACAUGUUUGUAAACAAUCUUAUUUUAUUUGGAGUUCACAACCGGCCCGUGGAUUAUUUAUACCCAUGAUAAGUUAUACAUAUUUAUGCUGUAUUCCCUUCCAGUCAAUCGCUAGUUCUCUAAACGCCAUAUUAAAACAAAGACCGAUAUGAGGAAAAGUACAGCUAACAAUACUAUUGAAACGAUUUGAGUUUUCGUUCUCUUCGAGAAACAUUAUUUGUCAAAGUGUUUGCAGUGGCAUUUUGAAUAGGCGUACCUGAUAUCUAAUUGGGACUUAAUACGUGGAUAUUAAAGCUGAAUUUAGAAAUUAAAAUCAUGCUCGGCGUAUCGUAGGCAAGUCGAUUAUUUAAAAAAAUAAAAGCAGAGUGGAUCGAUUAAAAUGCCUCUGACUACUCCCGUUGGGACUACAGUCGUGAGCAUAGGAAUGUAAAUAG
Messenger RNA from Leguminivora glycinivorella, 5767 nucleotides. RefSeq names its product mucin-5AC (gene Cht6). The record is from RefSeq and is a predicted model, not a curated record. The transcript is spliced from 25 exons. Gene Ontology annotation, molecular function: chitinase activity; chitin binding. NCBI's taxonomy places the organism in Eukaryota, Metazoa, Arthropoda, Insecta, Lepidoptera, Tortricidae. The coding region runs from base 206 to 4945 and encodes 1579 amino acids. Gene Ontology annotation, biological process: carbohydrate metabolic process; chitin catabolic process. Gene Ontology annotation, cellular component: extracellular region.